This is a messenger RNA of Coturnix japonica (Japanese quail), 3151 nucleotides long. RefSeq names its product glutamine rich 2 (gene QRICH2). Lineage: Eukaryota; Metazoa; Chordata; Aves; Galliformes; Phasianidae. The record is from RefSeq and is a predicted model, not a curated record.
GGGGCGGGAUCAGUGAGAGGGGUGGGGUUAAUGCCGGAGCGUGCGGGGCUGGAGGCCGCUCUCCGUUCCCCCCGGCCAUGGCCUCACUCAGUCUAUCCGAGCUGUUGGAUCUGGCCAUCGGGACGCCCGAAAUCGGGGCGGUGAAUUUCAAUGCGCUGUACAGCCUGCUGUACGCCAUGCUGCAGCAACUGGGGCUGCAGCACCUCCCGACCGCACAGCGGGCUGCGACCCCCGGGGAGCACCCACAGCAAAGGGAGCAGCCAACGGGAACUGCGAGCAGCACCGCGACACACGGUGUGAGCAGGGAGGAGGGAGAAGGGAAGGACGGCGCUGACGGCAGGGACGCCAAGGCUGUGCCCCUCUCCCAGGAUCUCCUCCAGGAGCUCGGUGGGAUGAAGGCGGCACAGUCCCAAAUGGAAGAGGACCUGAGGAAGAUUAAAGGGAUGUUGGGUCUGGAUGAUGGCCGGGGCGCCGCAGGGCAGCAGUGGGGCCGCCGCGAUGGGGUGAGCUCGGACAGUGACGUGGGACGGCCACGAGCACCUCUCCAGUUUGGGAUGGGAGCUGAUAGGGACCAACUUUCAACCACCGAAUCCUCUGAGUCUGAUGAUGACACCAGACGUGAGGACAGACGGAGGGGACGUGCAGGGAGACGGGGAACACGGCCCGGACCUGGGGAUGGCAGAGGGACAGCAGGAGCACAGCCUGACUCCACGGGGACACAAGCAGGGAUGAUGAAAGAUCCCGCUGCCACCAGCCCAGGGACACAGCCAGGGUACCCAGGCACCCAGGUCUCUGGCCCAGGGGUGCAGCCAGGAUCCCCUGGCACCCAGAUCACAGGCCCAGGAGCACAGCCAGGGUUCCCUGGCACACAGGUCACCGGCCCAGGGAUGCAGCCAGGAUCCCCUGGCACUCAGGGGAUCAGCCCAGGAGAACAGCUGGGGUAUCCUGGUACCCAAGUCACCGGCCCAGGGAUGCAGCCAGGGUACCCAGGCACACAGCCCAUGACCACGGGGGCACAGCCGGGGUCCCCUGGCACCAUGGGGGCACAGCCAGGGUACCCUGGCACCAUGGGGACACAGCCGGGGUCCCCUGGCACCAUGGGGACACAGAUGUGGCCCCAAGGAGGAGCAGUGGGGGCUCAGCCGGGCCCCCCUGGUACAGCACCCUACAGUCAGACCGUCCCUUCCGAUGCCACCCCCGGAGCCAUGGGGACAGGGGUGGAUGAUGUAUAUUCCAAAGGCAGAGGUGAAGAUUCACAGCUCCUAUCACCCACUGCCCCGGGAGCUGAGACCUCUGCUGGCAUGGACACCGGCUCCGCAUCCACUACACAAGGGCUGGCAGUGCCUGAGGUCUCAGGCCAUGACAUGGGGACAGCGGAGGCUUUCAAGCAGCUCAGCCACCUCUGCAGUGCCCUGGAGGAGCGGGUGGCCCAGCUGGAGGCCAACAAGUUGGACCGCAGUGAGCUGGAGGAUCUACAUCUGCCUUCCCUGAAGGGAGGCCAGGAGAACAUCACCAUCGUGCUGGCCGACCUCCAGGACCACGUGUCUGCACUGCAGGACAUGGCCAGCGACCUGCAGGGAGAGAAGGAGAAGAUCAAGCAGCUGCAGGACGCCUUGGAGAAGCUGGGAGUGAUGGGGGCAGAUGGGAUAGUGGACAGCAGCCUGCAGCUGGGGGACAUGCUGCAGGAGAUGAAGAAGGAGCUGAAGGAGCUGAAGGAGAGGCAGCACGCAGCCAGAGCCGCGCUGGAGCAGCUGGUGGCUGACACUGCCAACAACCUGCAGGAGCAGCUGGACGAGCUGCGCUCCAUGCUGGGCAGCACCGAGCCGGCUGAGCACCGCCAUGACAGAGCAAAGCAGGAUGAUGCUCUGUGCCCGGUGUGCAGCUCAAAUGUGGGGGCACAGCUGGGCCGGCUGCUGCAGCGCUACGAGCAGCUCCAGGAGCUGGUGGAGUCGGUGUCAGCACGGCAGACAACGGGCAAGGGGGGCAAGCAGCGAGUGGGCAAGGGGCAGCAGGAUGAGGAGCUGCUGAAGCACAUCCAGGCUGCCAUCGCUCAGGUGCAGUGGGACUGCGAGAAGCUCAGCUGUGUCACCGGGAACCUGGUGGACGACCAGCACCAGAGGCAGAGGGACAUUGAGGCUCUGUUCCACUCCCUGGAGAGGCUGGAGAAGGAGAAGGUGGACAAGGAAGAGCUGGUGCUGGAGAUUGAUGUGAAAGCAGACAGAGCCUCUUUAGCUGGCAAAGUCAGCUGUGCCCAGUUCGAUGCAGCCAUGGAGCAGCUGAAUGGGGCAAUUAAGGAGAUGCUGAGCAAGGUGACGGGGCAGGAGCAGGACUGGCACCAGGUCCAGCAGAAGCUCAUUCAGGAGCUGGACUCCAAGUUGGACCGUCUGGAGCUGGCCCCGCUGCGGCAGCAGCUGGAGGAGCGUUGGAAGAGCGUCCUGAAGCAGCUCAAGGAGAGCGAACCGCGGCCGGAGGGGGACGAUGCUGCCGGCAUUCGGAAGCAGCUGCUGGCCCAUUUCCACUGUGUGUCCUGUGACCGACCCCUGAACAUCCUGGUGCCUGGACCGCACAUUGUGACCAUUCCACCGCUGCCAGCGCUUUCUUCACACGUUGCCAUGCGUCCCCGUGGUGCCACCUUCCAGCCAGAGCACAUCCACAGGGAUCAGGGAGCCACGUAUGGGUUCAUACACGUGCCACGGCACUGUGGGGGGCAGCACACCAUCACCCACCCAGUGCAGCGCUGCCCACGACCCCCACAUGGCCCACCCUACUGCCCCACACCACCACAGCCCCAUGGCAGCACCAGCAAGAAGUACGGCGAGAUGGAGCUGCUGGGCCAGGAUGGGCACAUCUACAGAGGCCGGCGGUACAUUCAGCUGCCUGCCCUCAAAGGGAAGGAGGGCUCAAUGAGGAGUAAGUCCAGGGGUGCUCAGGACACCAACCCCACGCGGCCCUGCAGUGCCCUGUACCCACUCAGCCAGCCAGGCACCCCGCAGGAGCAGCGCCCAGUGUCAUCCCAUGGCCGCCUGCCUCACCUCUGGUCACCGCAGGGCAGAGAAGAAAACCCCAGAGCAGAGAGCACCUGAAACCCACCCCUGGGCACCGGGUGGGCCCGUGGGCUGUGACCAGUAGCAAUAAAGAGCAGUGGAUGGGA